AUGGGGGACAAUCACAAUGAAGCCCAUCGAACUCUAGCAGAUUUGCAAGAAAAUUGCCUGACAAGGGUGCUUGAAUUCACAACACCAAAAGAUGUUUGCAGGCUCUCAGUUUUCUGUCAUACAUUAGAGUCUGCGGCAAAUUCAAAUUGUGUAUGGGAGAAAAUGGUUCCAUCUCAUUACAGAGAUCUCCUUGCACGAGCUAAUCGACCUCUGCAAUAUAAUUCAAAGAAAGAAUUAUAUUUCAAGCUCUGUGAACAAGUCUCGAUCGACAACGGAACCAAGAAGUUUUGGCUGGACAAAGCUACUGGAAAAGUAUGCUUUUUGUUGCAUCCAAGAGAUUUGGAUAUAACUCGGGGAAAUGCGAAUCAUGACUGGCGUUGGAUUUGUCAAGAUGGCUCCAGGUUCCAUUUUAUUUCUCGAGAAGGCUCUGGUUCUGAGGCAAUAGCUCAAUUUAUGACAAUAUGCCGGUUUGAAGUGCAAGGCGUUUUUGACUGCAAAUUUCUGUCUCCUGGUACAGAAUAUACCGUCUCAUUUAAACUGAAACUUGUUGGAUCAUCUAGUUUUGGAUGGGAUAAAAAACCAGUCAAAUUUUCAGUUACAACUUCUUGGGGACAUCAACAGCAAUCUGCUCUGUUUUUGCAAAACACUGAGAAGCCUGUUGAUAAUGAAAAAUACCAAAAGACUUCUGUUAGACAUGUUAGGGAGGGUUGGAUGGAGCUUGAUGCAGGCGAAUUCAGUGUGGAAGAAAAUAAGGAUGGUCCAAAGGAAGUGAAGUUUCACAUGAAUGAAGUGGAUGAUGAAAAUUGCAAAGGUGGACUUCUUUUAGGGGGGGUUAAGAUUCAACCUAGUUUUCUGGUUACAGAAAGACUCAAUGUUGGGGAAGAAUGGUCUUGGGUUUAA
This is a messenger RNA of Cryptomeria japonica (Japanese cedar), 900 nucleotides long. RefSeq names its product F-box protein At2g02240-like. NCBI's taxonomy places the organism in Eukaryota, Viridiplantae, Streptophyta, Pinopsida, Cupressales, Cupressaceae. The coding region runs from base 1 to 900 and encodes 299 amino acids. The record is from RefSeq and is a predicted model, not a curated record. The transcript has 3 exons. Gene Ontology annotation, molecular function: protein binding.